AUGCUGCUCCGAACUCUGCUCCUUACGCUCUUCGUGUUUGUCCUUGCCAAAAACGAUACGAUUGCAGAAGUAGAGGAAGAGUCGGACGAGGACGAAGGAUGCAACAAGGCGACUCUUGGUGGCCAACCGGUGGACAUAACGACAGCGCCAUGGAGCGCUUCCAUUUCGAUCAGGGAAAAGGCCAAGUGCGGCGGAGCUAUAUACAAGCUGACUCACAUUGUGACGGCUGGCAUAUGCGUGGAUGGGUUCUUGAAUAAGGCGAUCAGGAUACGAGUGGGUAGCACCACGCGCAGCGAUGGAGUCGUCGAGGCUGAAGUCUGCAACAUCACAGUUCACGAAAAGUUCUCUGGCCGCACAAUACUGCACAAUCUGGCCAUAUUGAAGCUGUGCGAACCACUGAAGGCCUCCAAAACGAUCCAGACCAUCCAGUUGGCCAACGAGUUUCCGGCCAAUGGGGCAAAGGUCACGGCCCACGGCUGGGCCUCCUUCAUGUGGUGGACAAUGCAUUGGAAGCAGUGUAUGGAUGAUGAAGCAUACAAGCUGCAGAAGGCCGAGGUCAAAAUGUUUGGACCUAGCCAAUGCACAGGUCUGUUGGUGGACAGCAGUCGGUCCAAAAGAAACUUCACAGAGGACUUGUUCUGCACCGAGAAGUUCAGUCAGGAUGCCUGCUCCUUUGGCAUGGGAUCACCUGUGGUCCACCAUGGCAAGCUAGUCGGCAUCUUGUCGAAAGGCGGCUGUUCCAAACGGCCUGAAGUCUACAUCAAUAUUAUCAGGUACAAGAACUGGCUGGAAAGUCACGCCAAGUAAACUUAACCAAUGUAUGAUAAACAGCCUUCUCCCAAUUAAUUGUUAAAAAUGAAAUUGCUUUCGAGCUAUGACUUUGUGCAGAUAAAUGUAAGUAAUAGGCAAUACUUCCUAUUUUGAUAGACCUUCGAAGUGAAGCAAAGCUAUCACUCAAUUUGAGGUAUGGCUUUGCAGAUAAGAAAUAUUCCACACCAAAAAUUGAAUAACAUUUCCCAUAAAAAGAGUCGCACAUGCAGCUCCAAAGGCAGUUCCACUAUA
Drosophila erecta is the source of this 1062-nucleotide messenger RNA. Its product is annotated as trypsin alpha. Gene Ontology annotation, biological process: proteolysis. The transcript has a single exon. Lineage: Eukaryota; Metazoa; Arthropoda; Insecta; Diptera; Drosophilidae. Gene Ontology annotation, molecular function: serine-type endopeptidase activity. The coding region runs from base 1 to 807 and encodes 268 amino acids. The record is from RefSeq and is a predicted model, not a curated record.